AUGAACAGCGUGGGCGAGGCGUGCACGGAGCUGAAGCGCGAGUACGACCAGUGCUUCAACCGCUGGUUCGCCGAGACCUUCCUGAAGGGCGAGCGCGGCGCGGACCCCUGCGGGCAGCUCUUCCGCCGCUACCAGCUCUGCGUGCAGAAGGCGAUCAAGGAGAAGGACAUCCCCAUCGAGGGCCUGGAGUUCAUGGGCCCCAGCAAGGGCAAAGCGGAGAGCUCCUCCUGACGCGGCGGCGAAGGGGCCUCGCCCGGGAAGCACGUGCAGCCCGCUGCGUGUAGGGGACAGAAACAAGGAAAAGGGGAAAAAAAAAAAAAAAAGGAAAAAAGAAAGGAUCAUGUGGUGAUUGCUCCCCUUUUUGCAAUGAACAUCGGUGGUGGUUCAGGCUCUGACAAUGGGGAAACUCUUUUUAACUGACUUCCUAUGGGAACGUGCUCUGGGAUGGGAGACACUGAUGAGGAUGGCUGAGUUGUUGGUUGAUCCGUAGCUGAUUUUCUCUUGCUCGUUCAUGUACUGCUUGAGAGGGUUUAAAAGGUGUGUGAAGGGGAUUGAUUGGGUUACUCUGUCUCACCUCUGCUGCUGAAUUUUGGAGGAGUUUGAUAAUUCUGAACACUGAGGGCCUCUCACAUAGUUCUGUGUCAGUGCCAGAGGUAUUAACAAAAGCACUUGCACUUAUGCUGAUCGUGCAAUAACUUUGCUAAAAUAAAUAUAACCGGCCUGUACUUUGUCCUGGUCCAAGUUGUACAACAGAACCUCUAAGAGGGGCAGGGGGAACCUGCAAGAGAAGCCGAGGGAGGAGUGUCCUCCCGAGCCUUUUCCACGGGACUGAGACAAUCUGCAGCUUGAGCUCUCUCUUCUUUAGUGUUGUCUAUCCCUGCAGUAAAACAGGGCAGACCUGGUUGAGGUCCGACAUCCUCUUCCACACAGCACCACACAGCACCGUGCUGGCCGCAGAGGCGGGUGGAAGUGACACUGACCGAGGGCAGAACCUGCGGCAACAACAGGCGACGUUGCCCUGUAGUGACAGGGACUGCGCAGAGGGUGAGACAGGCGGUGAACUCGUCGGGUGUCCCAGCUGAACGUGGCCUUGCUGCAUUAACUCCUUUGUGCAACCUGAUGAUGACGCUGGCUUGCGGGAUUCCUAAACUGAUGGUGUGAAAUCCUCCUCUUUUGAAUGGCAGGAGAAGGGCUAAGGGGGCUUCUCCCAAAUAAAAACGGACGGUUCCUGGUGAUAAGUAUUGCCUUAUGUGAUUAUAGAAUGCU
Nothoprocta perdicaria is the source of this 1266-nucleotide messenger RNA. It is a transcript of the gene TRIAP1, whose product is annotated as TP53 regulated inhibitor of apoptosis 1. Lineage: Eukaryota; Metazoa; Chordata; Aves; Tinamiformes; Tinamidae. The transcript has 2 exons. The record is from RefSeq and is a predicted model, not a curated record. The coding region runs from base 1 to 231 and encodes 76 amino acids.